Messenger RNA from Orussus abietinus, 1778 nucleotides. RefSeq names its product 26S proteasome non-ATPase regulatory subunit 5. Gene Ontology annotation, biological process: proteasome assembly. The transcript is spliced from 2 exons. Lineage: Eukaryota; Metazoa; Arthropoda; Insecta; Hymenoptera; Orussidae. Gene Ontology annotation, cellular component: cytosol. Bases 52 to 1566 code for a protein of 504 amino acids. The record is from RefSeq and is a predicted model, not a curated record.
CUUGCGUUGCAGUCGGAGCGCACCGAAUUCAAGCGAGCAAGCGACGCAGCGAUGGCUGACUUUAUUCGCGGGAGAUUAAACCGGCUUGUCGAGACGCGCGAUAUUAACGCAAAGAAAGAUAUUCUAACAAAAGUGAAGAUUAAACUCGAGACCGUACAUCAACGAGAAAUCCAGGAAGUGGCAAGAAAUUUUGAUCUUCUUCAACUGUUUUGUCAGCUAACCUCAAACGAUAGGGAAGUCGUUGAACGGACAUGUGAUGUUUUGAAUUCUUUCAUCGGUGCAUUGGAUGCCGGAGAGGUUCACCAACGUUACCCAGCCGCAUUCUGCCGAUGUAUAACUCACAGUGACUCGGUCGUUAAAACCGUUGUAUUGAAAGAAAUGCUGCGCACUGUCUCCGAUCCAUCCGGAGUGUCGCAAUUGCUUAAAGAUUCCGAGAUGUUGUAUACGAUAGCUGAAACCAUUGGUGAAGAAGAUUUAGAGAUUGCUCAGUUGGCAUUAGAAAUUAUAAAAAAAGUUGGAGAAACUCCAGAAGGUUUAAAAACUCUGUACUCUGGACAAUUGUUAAGAGUAUUCGGGAGGUUAUUGGCAAAAAAUGAUACCUUUAGCUUUAGAAUCUAUGAGUUUAUUAUAGCUGUAUCAAUGAAAUCUAAGGAAGCCCUAGAAGCUUCUGCUCAAUCAGGAUUAUUGUACAGUUUAUUAUUAGUUUUAGAUAACGAGGAUGUACUUCUUCAACUUAAUGCCUUAGAACUUCUUACUCAAUUAGCGUUAACGUCAGAUGGACUAGACUAUUUAGAGUCACAGAACGUUUUGAGUAAACUUUCAGAGAAAAUAGUGAGUGCCAAUGAAAAUCCUCUCUCAAAUCUUUUGAUUCCUGGUCUUAUGAAAUUCUUUGGAAAGGUUACUAGAUAUAAGCCUAACGAGAUUUUGUCGAAAUAUCCAGCUGUUGUAACUGCAUUAUUCGAGGUAUUGAAUAGCGAAGACGUAAUAAUUUUAUCGGAUGCGCUUGAUACAUUAGGACACAUAUGUUCAAAUGUUGAAGGAAAAUAUGCAUUAGAAUCGUUCGGCGAUUGCAUGCCUAAUGCAAUCAAAAAAAUCUCGGAGCUCAUUCGAGAUUCACCUGCAGAAUUGAGAAUUUGUGCUCUGAAUUGUCUUACUUUGAUUCUUGAUGUUAAGAAACCUGAGCAAGAUAACAGAAUCCUAACGGUCACCAAAUCGUGGUUUGAUUUACUUGGAGAGGAUCCCCUUGACAUCAUAAUUCCUCUCUGUAGACAACCGUUCUCAGAUAUUCGACAGGCGAGUCUUGAAGUGUUAGCUGUAAUAGCGUCGCAAACCUGGGGACAAGAAUGCAUAGCUGGUUACCCAGGACUUACGGAGUUCCUGCUGGACAGGAACACUGAAACAUAUAAAGAAUGCAAGGAAAUCAAAUAUGGAAUAAUAAAGUCUUUAUCGCAAGCUGAGCCAGACAUUUUCGAUGCAAACACUAUGCAGAGGUUUGCACAGUUUAUUUCCGAAGGACCAUUUUUUGUGGAGACAGAUGUCAGCGUUACCACCGAGGGUGCUGUGUGAUAAGCAGUUACUAUUUUGUCACUAAACCUACUUCUGAACCACUUAUAUUUGCGAUUAUGAAGCCUACAUACCUACAAAAUGGACAUUAAUUUAUGAUUUGUGGAAUUCGAUAUGAAAAGUGUAAUUUAAUUCACGUAGUAUUUUUAAAUAAACUAAAAAUAUAUCGUUGACCAUGGUGAUGUAAACAUAAAAUAAAUUCUUAUUUACAUGAA